Bombina bombina (fire-bellied toad) is the source of this 1404-nucleotide messenger RNA. It is a transcript of the gene MRM1, whose product is annotated as mitochondrial rRNA methyltransferase 1. The coding region runs from base 133 to 1302 and encodes 389 amino acids. Gene Ontology annotation, cellular component: mitochondrion. Lineage: Eukaryota; Metazoa; Chordata; Amphibia; Anura; Bombinatoridae. Gene Ontology annotation, molecular function: RNA methyltransferase activity; RNA binding. The record is from RefSeq and is a predicted model, not a curated record. Gene Ontology annotation, biological process: rRNA methylation. The transcript has 6 exons.
AGCAGGGGGCAGCACUACUUUGUAUUGCCUCUGUGAUGCUGAGAGAGAUCUAAAUACUAUUCAGGAAGUGGAACUUGGUGCACACGUGAGUAACAGAGGUUAUGCACACGCUUUCAGAAGAUAAGGAACAGGAUGAUCCCUGUGGGAAUAACACGUUACCAUCAACAAAUUCUUCAGAAGAUACAGUUAGAUUGGAGGCAUUAUCUGGCUGUGGUCAGAUAUUUUACUACAAAAGAUUCUUCACCAUCGUUACUAUUAUCAGAUGAUUAUAUGGGUCUUAAGAAGGAGAAAUCAAAUCAGGUCAAUGCUAAAGAACAUGUAGAUACUGAAUAUCCUUAUCAGGAACCACCGAAGUCCACAAAAUCACCAAGAGACAGGAAAAGUUUUUUCUCAAAGAAAAGUGCACAGUUUGUGAAUGAUGGUUCCAACCCAUCCCAGGAAAGUGUAAGGUCAGAAUUCAGGAAACUGAGAGAUGAUGACUUCUCCAAAUACAAUAGAAAGUCAGUAAGUGGAAGAAAAGUUUUUGAAAGAAGCAAAGGUUCAGAAAUUCUUUUCGGAGUUGCUCCUUGUUACCUUGCACUGACAAAGUGUAGGCGAAAUAUACUGCAACUGUUUCUGAAGUCAACUCGCAGUCAACAGAGGUCAGAAAUUCAGGAAAUUUGUCAGAAAGCUGAGGCUGCAGGAUUACAUGUUAAUUUUGUUUCCCGGAAGUCACUUGACGGCCUCUGUGAGGGUCGUGUGCAUCAGGGUGUGUGCUUAGAGGUAACACCUCUAAAAUAUUCUGACUACAUAGAAAAUGAAUGUAUUUCCCAGGACAAACAUGUUUUGUAUCUUGCUUUGCAUGGAGUAUAUGAUCCUAUGAAUCUCGGGGCAGUUCUUAGAUCUGCUUAUUUUUUGGGAGUCAACAAAGUAGUUGUAAGUAAAAAGAACAGCUGUUCCCUCACUCCAGUCGUCAGCAAAGCCAGCGCUGGUGUCAUGGAAGUCUUUGAAGUGUUUGGGAUUGAAGACCUGGCAGCUUUUCUUCAGGAAAAAUUAGAAAAAGGCUGGAAAGUUCUUGGGACUGUGAAACCGUCAGAGGAUUGUGAAGUUCCAGUCUACAGUGUUUCUCAAUAUCAGAUUAAUUCUUCUUCUGUUCUUCUUUUAGGUAACGAAGGCUAUGGCUUGCCAACAGAAUUAAAGCAUUUGUGCAGCAGCAUGCUUACUAUACCGUCUGCUAACGUGUUGCAACCUGGUAUUGAUUCAUUGAAUAUAUCUGUUGCUGCAGGAAUUCUUUUGCACUCCUUAUGCAGCCAAAGAACUUGAACAUAGUCCGGUGGUGUAAGAAGGAUCUACAGAAUGUUCCUGUAAACCAACAGCCAGAUAAUCUUGUUGCUAAAUGAAAUAUUAAAAUUGAAAGAAAAUGUU